AUGCCUCAACCUUUUGUUGUGAGUGGAUGGACUUAUGUCAAUGAACUCGGACAAAUGUGCGGUCCGUACAUUCAAGAGCAAUUAUAUGAGGGUUUAUCAACUGGGUUCUUGCCCGAUGAGCUUCCUGUGUACCCUUUGGUCAAUGGCUCAUUGAUCAACCCAGUUCCAUUGAAGUACUUCAAGCAGUUCCCUGAUCAUGUUGCUACUGGGUUUGCAUAUCUCUCUUUGGGCAUCUCAACCACAGCAACCACAGCCACAAAUUCUUUCAACUCACCUCAUGGAGGGGAUUUGCCUAUGUGUAGCAAACCUGCACCUGCACCGGCUCCUGUUUAUCCUGAUCCCCAGUUCAAUUCCACUUUUCAUGCCAAGAACUACAGCAGUGUUAAUCUUUCCAAUCAGCCCAUGCCAAUGCCUAAUGAAGAGUCUUGUUGGUUGUAUGCCGAUGGUGAAGGACAGAAACACGGCCCGCAUUCUCUCUUUGAAUUAUAUUCGUGGCAUCGGUACGGAUAUCUUCAGGAUUCAGUAAUGAUAUAUCACGUCGAGAAUAAGUGUACGCCGUUCACACUAUUAUCUGUUGUAAAUGCAUGGAAAACUGAUGGACCUGAAACCGUCACCAACUCUGAUGCCAAAAGCAAUGGGACUUCCUCUUUGGUAAGCUUUAUAGCUGAAAUUUCCGAGGGAGUUUCUGGUGAACUCCACCAUGGGAUUCUGAAAGCAGCUCGUAGAGUUGUAUUUGAUGAGAUUAUCAGCAAUGUAAUUAACGAGUUUUUUACCACAAAAAAAGCUCAACGACUUAAUCAGACUGUGAAGACUUGCUCGUCAGAUAGCAAAACGUCUGAAAUUUCUGGAGAUUUGAAGGGCUGUGCUGCUCCUUUGUGCGAAGCUGCAGCUUCCUACUAUGUUGCUGAUGAGACAUGUAUAAAUGAAGAUUCCACAGAACCUCCACCAAGCACUAAAUCUGUUGGAAGCAUUGAAAACUUUUGGGGGUCAUAUGCAGCUGUUUGUAGAAUGCUUUUUGAUUAUUGCAUGCAAGUCAUGUGGAAUGCUGUCUUCUAUGAUUCAGUGGCAGAGUAUUCCUCUUCUUGGAGGAGGAGGAAACUUUGGUCUGGUUCUCCAGUGUUGAGGACACCUCCUAGUGAAAGUGGUGAUUAUGCUGUGAAGAUUGAUAAAUUACCUCAUGAAACUUUACCACCCUGGGAAAAAAAUGAUGCUUGUGAUGAUGAUCGCCCACCUGGUUUUGAACUAUUGGAAAAGGAAUUAGUUGAUCCUGCACAGCCAUCAAGCAUCACGUCAUUAGUUCUUGUGGAAGGAAAGUCAUCUAAACAGAUAAGCCCCUCAUAUGAAGACAUGAGAUGCAUCGUAGAAUAUGUAGAAACAGAGCUCCAGUUGUCUGCAAAGAAUGCUAUGACUGAGUAUGUUGGAUCUUUUCUGGAUUCGGAAGUCAGGAAACUAGUUAAUUUGUCUAAAGGAGAAAAUUUAAUGAAGGCUAAUGUCGAUUCUGCUGUUCAGUGUCCCCAAAGGAGCACUGAUGGAUCUUCAGAAACAUGUGAUGAAUUGGGGAUUUCAAGUAAAAUGUCUGCAGAAAUGAUUAUGUCUAAUGUAUCCCCCGAAACUGCAUCACAAGUAGCAAAACCUUUUGAUCGUUCUGUACGUGAAAAUCGGAUGUCUAAUUUGUUGGAAAAUGCUUUUAAGGAAUUAUGUUCAGAUGUAGAUGAUAUGGUUGUCGACCAAGAAAUAAAUGAGCCAUUACCCCCUGGUCUCGUAGACAAAGCUAAAGCUGUUAUUUCAUCACAAACUUGCAAAUUCCGACCUUCAAGGUCAGAUGAAUGUAUUCCUAAGAUUGGAGAAUAUAUUGCUACAGCAAUGUGCCGGAAGAAACUUCAUGAUUCUGUCAUUAAUGAAUGGAAAUCAUCAUUUAUUGAUUGUGUUCUUCAUCAGUUUCUUGCAUCAUGGCGUACUUCAAAGAAGACCCAUGCUCAUAAGGAAAGAGCAUGCAAGACAAAUAAAAACCAUAAACUUGAGGAAGAAUCAAAGCAUUGUGACAACUCUGGCACUGCAAAGGUUUCUCCAAUCAUUGGUAAAUAUACAUAUCACCGAAAGAAGUUGUUUCUGAAAAAGUCAGGAUCUUCUCGGUCUGUAACCUUAGAUGGCAAAGAGUUAGAGAAUGAAAUAGUGGAAAAGUCUAAGAAUCUACAUGUUUCUGGAGAUAUGCCCGAGACCACAGAAUUCAAAAAUGCUACUGUGAUUCCUAAGAAGAAAAGAGGACAAAGCAAAUCCCAAACCGAAUUAUCUGUUGGCGCCACGUCUUUGCAAGCCAUUGCUAAAGGGUGUGCAUCCACAGAUAAGAAAGAAGCUAAGAGUUCUAGUAGUCGGAAACUAUUGAAGGUUUCCCAUGCAGUUAAAAGUAGUGAGCCCAUGGAAUGCACUCCUAAACCUAGUAAAAAGAUGGCUUUGGCUCAUGGAGCCAACCACCGCGAUGUUCAGAAAGUUGUAAAUAGCAAUGGUCCUGAUUUUGGGCUUAAACGAGAGCCUUCAACUAAGGCAUCAAAGCUGAAAAGGGAGUGUGUAAUGGAUGAUUUGAAAUUGGCACGUCCCAAGAAGGUCCUGAAAGUAACCAGUGGGACUCCUAAGCAAGCAGCAUGUAAGCCAAUUCCAGUAAGAAAGAUGCAGUCCAGCAAAUCCAGGAAACUAAAUCCUUGCCCUAAAUCUUGUGGAUGUGCCCGGGUCUCAAUUAAUGGCUGGGAAUGGCAUAGAUGGUCACUAAAUGCAAGUCCUGUUGAAAGAGCCCGUGUUAGGGGAGUUAAAUAUGUUAAUGCUGAGCAUCGAGGUUCUGAUAUUAAUACAUCACAGUUGUCAAAUGGAAAGGGUCUUUCUGCAAGAACUAAUAGGGUGAAGAUGCGGAAUCUCGCCGCUGCUGCUGAGGGUGCUGACCUUAUGAAAGCUACUCAAUUAAAGGCAAGGAAAAAGCUUCUACGCUUCCAGCGGAGCAAGAUACAUGAUUGGGGUCUUGUUGCAUUGGAGCCAAUUGAGGCAGAAGACUUUGUUAUUGAAUAUGUUGGAGAACUGAUUCGUCCCCGGAUAUCUGAUAUACGUGAGCGUCAUUAUGAGAAGAUGGGAAUUGGCAGCAGUUAUCUCUUUAGGCUUGAUGAUGGUUAUGUGGUUGAUGCUACAAAACGCGGAGGGGUUGCUAGAUUUAUAAACCAUUCUUGUGAGCCUAACUGCUACACCAAGGUUAUCAGUGUUGAGGGUCAAAAACGAAUUUUCAUUUAUGCAAAACGGCAUAUAGCUGUGGGUGAAGAAAUUACGUACAAUUACAAGUUCCCUUUGGAGGAGAAAAAGAUUCCUUGCAACUGUGGUUCGAAAAAGUGUUACAUGUCGUUGGAGUUGAAGUAUGCUAUCCCAGAGUUUUGUAUGCUUGGAGCUGGGAUGCUGGAUACUGUACAUAACAAGACGGAUGAGUCACGGCAGAGCCCUUUGGCUGGCGUUAGCAAUGAAUUGAGUAGGAUCAAUUUAAGAUAA
Molecule: messenger RNA, 3519 nt
Organism: Prunus armeniaca (apricot)
Lineage: Eukaryota; Viridiplantae; Streptophyta; Magnoliopsida; Rosales; Rosaceae
Source: the annotation of a GenBank genome assembly